AAAAGAAGUCGCAGAAACAAUCAUCGGAUCACGCUCAAAGCGUUUCUUUUUCACUCUCUCUGCUUCUUCUCUCUCUCUCAGAGAAUGCAAUCGUGAAAGCCCUAAACCCGCCGUGAAAGAAGAAGAGGAAGAAGAUGGAUCGCAAGGGAAAGGGUAAACAGGUCGCCGCUUCCGGCGGAAAGAAGAGGAGAAACACCGUCGAAUUCAGAGAUGAAGGUUUGAGGAUUAAGAAGCGGAAAAACCCUCAAGUUCUUCAGUUCUUCGAGGAAUCCGCUGAAGUUGGCUACUACGGAGGCAGCUCCGACGAAGAUGAUGACGGAUUAGGUUUCCUUAACGAUAUGGAAGACGAACCUGAGGUUGAAGAGAGUGGUAAGGCUGGCAAGGGAGAAAAGGGCAACUCCUCUUUUGUUUUUCCAAAGGAAGAAGAUAUUAACGAGGAAGAGUUUGAUAGGAUAAUGGAAGAAAGAUACAAGCCAGGUUCUGGUUUUCUUAGAUAUGCUGAUGAUGAUGUGAAAGAUUCCAUUGAGAUGGAUGCUCUUGCUCCAACUUCCAAGGAUCCUCCAAUUUGGAAAGUCAAGUGUGCGAUUGGACGGGAAAAGCAUUCGGUUUUCUGUCUCAUGCACAAAUUUGUUGAGAUGAAGAAGACAGGCACCAAAUUGCAGAUCAUAUCUGUCUUCUUUGUGGACCAUGUCAAGGGUUUUAUUUUCAUAGAAGCGGAAAAAGAACGUGACGUUCUCGAGGCAUGCAACAAUUUAACUGGUAUAUACGCUACUCGGAUGGUGUUAGUUUCUAAAGCCGAAACUCCAAAUCUGCUAACUGUCCAGAGAAAAACAAAAAAAGUUUCUGAGGGAACAUGGGCUCGUGUUAAGAAUGGUAAAUACAAAGGAGAUCUUGCUCAGAUUGUGGCUGUGAGUGACACUCGAAAAAAAGCAUUAAUAAAGUUAAUUCCGAGGAUUGAUAUUCAGGCCUUGACCCAAAAAUAUGGUGGGGGAGUUACUAUCAAAAAAGGCCAGACUCCAGCUCCAAGAUUGAUCAGUUCAAGCGAGCUCGAGGAGUUCAGACCUCUCAUUCAAGUGAGGCGAGAUCGUGAUACUGGAAUGACGUUUGAGCAUCUUGAUAGCCUGAUGCUGAAAGAUGGGUAUCUCUAUAAAAAAGUAUCCUUAGAUUCAUUAUCUUCCUGGGGGGUUAUACCAUCGAAGGAGGAGAUACUAAAAUUUACGCCUGUAGACCGAAAAGAAACUGGUGAUGUAGAGUGGAUUUCUGAAAUUUAUGGUGAAGAAAAGAAGAAAAAUAUUCUUCCAACUGGCAGAGGGGGUGGGAAAGGAGAAGGAUCAGGGGGUGGAAAAGGAGAAGGAUCAGGGGGUGGAAAAGGAGAAGGGUCAUCAGAAUCUAAGUCAGAAAGUAGCUAUGAGUUAUAUAAUCUAGUUUGUUUCAGUCGAAAAGAUUUUGGUCUGAUUGUGGGUGUGGAUGACAAAGGUGACGGUUACAAGGUUCUGAAAGAAGGUUUGGAUGGACCCGCUGUAGUCUCUGUUGGAAAAAAGGAAAUGCAGAAUGGACCAUUCGAUUCAAAAUUCACUGCCUUGGAUCUGAAUAACAAACAAAUAUCAAUUAAUGAUGUUGUGAAGAUUUCCAAAGGCCCAUCCGAGGGUAAACAAGGAGUUGUAAGGCAAGUAUACAGAGGGAUCAUAUUUCUUUAUGAUGAGAGCGAGGAAGAAAAUGGUGGAUAUUUCUGCUGCAAAUCACAAUCGUGUGAGAAAGUUAAACUCUUUACUGAAGAUUCCAAUGAGAAGACUGGUGGAUUUGAUGCUUCAGCUUUUGGAGAUUCUGUAUCUUCCCCAAAAUCGCCACUAUCUCCUGAAAAAGAGUGGCAGCCCAGGGAAAAAUACAGUAACUCCAAUAAAGGAGACAGAGGUGGCAUGUAUUCUAUUGGCCAAAAGCUGAGGAUACGUGUUGGUCCAUUGAAGGGGUAUCUCUGCCGUGUAAUAGCUUUACGCUAUUCUGAUGUUACAGUCAAGCUUGAUUCCCAGCAUAAGCUUUUAACAGUUAAAAGUGAGCAUCUUGCUGAGGUUCGCGACAGAAACACUGUGUUAAGUACAAGUGGGGAUCCGGGGAGUGGUUCCUUUCAACCUUUUGACAUGCUUGGAACAGAAGGCAGCUCUGGAGACUGGACGAAAGGAGUGGGCACGUCAGGAGAGGUUGGUAACUGGAAUAUAGGAGCUGCGUCUACUGAUUUGAACACAUGGGGCAGUAAGCCUACGUCUGACAUUUCAUUUCAGCAGCCGACAGUUCCGGAUGAUAAUACUUCAACGUGGGCCAAUGCAGCAGCUGAGAACAAAUCGUCCUCGGCUAGUGAUCAACCUGGUGGUUGGAAUUCCUGGGAUAAACCACCUGCUUCUGAAGCUGGUACUGUUGGUGGGUGGGGAGAUGCAGUUGCUUCAAAAGUUGAAGCUUCUUCGUGGGAACAAGGAGCUUCUACUUCCAAUGUUGCAGAUUUAGGUUCCUGGGGCACGCACGGUAGAAGCUCUGAUGGUAAUAAGCAAGCAGAGGACUCAGUAUGGGGUAAACUAUGUGAAGCUUCUGAAUCUGGUUUGGAAAAGGGAAAUGGAGAUUCUAAUUGGGGUAACAAAUAUGGAAAUUCCAGCGCAAGUAACAAAGAGGGAGUUUCCUGGGGACAACAGGAUAAAGGCUUUGACGGGAGCAAGGGAGACUCUGCAUGGGAUAAUCAAGGUGGAGGUUUUGGUUCAGGAGAGAGAAAAGAUGGUUCUUCUGGUUGGACUAAGUCAGCAGAAGAUUCCAAUGCCAGUAGUAAGGGAGUUCCUGGCUGGGGUAAACCAGAUGAUGGGUCUUCAUGGGGUAAUCAGGAUAAAGGAGGGUCCUCAUGUGUUGAACCUAACGGUGGUUCUUCAUGGAGUAAGCAAGACGGGGGAUCGUGGGACAAAAAGGACGACGGAGGUUCAUCAUGGGGUAAGAAAGAUGAUGGUCAUAAGGAUGACGGAGGAUCUUCAUGGGGUAAAAAAGUUGAUGGAGGAUCUUCUUGGGGCAAAAAGGAUGAUGGAGGAUCAUCAUGGAGUAAGAAGGAUGAUGGUGGAUCUUCUUGGGAAAAAACGGAUGAUGGAGGAUCAUCAUGGGGUAAGAAGAAUGACGGAGGAUCAUCAUGGGGUGAGAAGAAUGGCGGAGGAUCGUCGUGGGAUAAGAAAGAUGACGGUCACAAGGAUAACGGAGGAUCUUUAUGCGCUAAAAAUGUUGACGGAGGAUCUUCUUGGGGAAAAAAGGAUGAUGGAGGAUCAUCAUGGGGCAAGAAGGAUGAUAUAGGAUCAUCAUGGGCUAAAAAUGUUGACGGAGGAUCUUCUUGGGAAAAAAAGGAUGAUGGAGGAUCAUCAUGGGGCAAGAAGGAUGAUGGAGGAUCUUCAUGGGCCAAAAAUGUUGACGGGGGAUCUUCUUGGGGGAAAAAGAAUGAUGGAGGAUCUUCUUGGGGAAAAAAGGACGAUGGAGGAUCUUCUUGGGGAAAAAAGGACGAUGGAGGAUCUUCUUGGGGAAAAAAGGACGAUGGAGGAUCGUCGUGGAAUAACAAGGAUGAUGGAGGGUACUCGGGACAAACAUUUGAUAGGGGAGGACGUGGGUUUGGUGGGAGAAGAGGAGGUCGUCGAGGUGGCAGGGAUCAGUCUGGGAGGGGAAGAUCCUUCAGUAAUUCUGAGGAUCCAACUCCAUGGAAUAAACCAAGUGGCGGAUCUAGCUGGGGCAAGCAAGACGGUGUUAGUGGCAAUGGUUCUGCCUGGAGUAAGCAGAUUGAUACUAGUGGUGGAUCAAGCUGGGGCAGGCAGAAUGAUGGUGAUUCUAAACCUUGGAAUGAACACAAUGUUGGUGGUCGUGGGUUUGGUGGAUCUAGCUGGGGCAAGCAAGACGGUAUUGGUGGCAAUGGUUCUGCCUGGGGUAAGCAGAAUGAUACUAGUGGUGGAUCAAGCUGGGGCAGGCAGAAUGAUGGUGAUUCCAAACCUUGGAAUGAUCACAAUGGUGCUGGUCGUGGGUUUGGUGGAAGAAGGGGAGGAACGGGAUUCCGAGGAGGUUUCCGUGGAGGUAGAAACCAAUCAGGUAGAGAAGGAGGAAGGUCCUUUGAUGGUGAUCAAUCAUCUAGCUGGAAAACAGACAAUCAAGAAAACACUUGGAAGAGCGACCAAAGUGGUGGAUCAGACUGGAAAAAAGGUUGGGGAGAGAAUUCAAACGGUAGCAAGCCGUCCGGUUCGUCCUCUGGUGGUUGUGCCGGGAACUGGCCUAGCUGGGAUACUAACUCAAAGAAAGAAACCAAUGAUAAACCGGGAAACGAAAGCAAAUCAGCUUGGGGUACCAUUAACGAUCAGGCGAAUACCGGUAACAGCACUGACAGUUGGAACAAGAAGCCUAACAGUGAUGUUGGAACGAGUGGAGAAGCUGAUAUCGCAUGGGGCGGCAAAACUAAUGCAGUAUCGUCCUCACCUAGUGGCUCGGCAGCGUGGGGAACCGGUGACAAAAAAUCUGGAUGGUAAAAAAGAAAUCCCGAAUUGACUUGUAAUUAAACCUUCACUAUCUCUAUCUCUAUCUCUAUCUAAGUCUCAACUCUAAAACACUAGUUAAACGCCAUGAGGUGUGUCUUUAUUUAGUCUCUGAACUUUCCUUUUUUGGCCCUCAUAGUUCAGUUUGUUUUUGCCGUUGCUAAGACUGAUCAAGGACCGAUUUUGUAGCGCUUUAUAAUGGCAUUAUUUGCAGCUUUUUGUAUA
Messenger RNA from Camelina sativa (false flax), 4751 nucleotides. Its product is annotated as protein RNA-directed DNA methylation 3. Gene Ontology annotation, biological process: regulation of DNA-templated transcription elongation; regulation of transcription by RNA polymerase II; transcription elongation by RNA polymerase II. The record is from RefSeq and is a predicted model, not a curated record. Gene Ontology annotation, molecular function: mRNA binding. Lineage: Eukaryota; Viridiplantae; Streptophyta; Magnoliopsida; Brassicales; Brassicaceae. Gene Ontology annotation, cellular component: DSIF complex.